Molecule: messenger RNA, 1723 nt
Organism: Vigna umbellata (rice bean)
Lineage: Eukaryota; Viridiplantae; Streptophyta; Magnoliopsida; Fabales; Fabaceae
Source: RefSeq, a predicted model, not a curated record
CAUCUCUAUCUGCAACAAUGUUUAGGCAGUCCUGUUCUUGGCUACUUGGCUGCUGGUAUCUUGAUUGGGCCAUAUGGUCUUUCCAUUAUUCGUCAUGUACAUGGGACAAAAGCAAUAGCCGAGUUUGGAGUUGUUUUCCUGUUAUUCAAUAUUGGCUUGGAGCUUUCUGUUGAAAGGCUUAGUUCAAUGAAGAAGUAUGUUUUUGGAUUGGGAUCUGCUCAGGUUUUGGUGACUGCUGUAGUUGUUGGUUUGGUAGCUCAUUAUAUUUGUGGUCAAGCUGGCCCUGCUGCUAUUGUCAUUGGGAAUGGUCUAGCAUUAUCAUCAACUGCUGUUGUUUUGCAAGUGUUACAGGAGAGAGGUGAAAGCACAUCACGGCAUGGAAGGGCUACGUUCUCGGUUUUACUUUUUCAGGAUUUGGCAGUGGUUGUCUUGCUGAUACUCAUACCUCUAAUUUCACCUAAUUCUUCCAAAGGAGGGGUUGGCUUUCAAGCCAUUGCUGAAGCACUUGGUUUGGCCGCUGUUAAGGCAUUGAUUGCCAUUGCUGCCAUAAUUGCAGGUGGACGAUUGCUCCUGCGACCCAUAUAUAAGCAGAUUGCAGAGAAUCAAAAUGCAGAAAUAUUUUCUGCCAAUACACUCUUCGUUAUUCUUGGGACUAGCCUUCUCACAGCCAGGGCUGGACUUUCAAUGGCAUUGGGGGCAUUUUUGGCAGGUUUACUAUUGGCAGAAACAGAGUUUUCCUUACAGGUUGAAUCUGAUAUUGCCCCGUACCGUGGCCUUCUCCUGGGUCUCUUCUUUAUGACGGUUGGAAUGUCAAUUGAUCCAAAACUUCUUGUUUCAAACUUUUCAGUCGUUACUGGGACCUUGGGACUUUUGAUAUUUGGCAAGACUUUGUUGGUUUCUUUAAUUGGUAGAAUAUUUGGUAUUUCUCUCAUUUCUGCUAUUAGAGUUGGCCUUCUUCUUGCUCCUGGGGGAGAAUUUGCAUUUGUGGCUUUUGGUGAAGCUGUUAAUCAGGGCAUAAUGUCUUCCCAGAUGUCCUCCUUACUGUUUCUUGUUGUGGGGAUUUCAAUGGCCCUCACUCCUUGGCUAGCUGCAGGAGGGCAGUUCCUUGCUUCCCGUUUCGAGGUGCAUGAUGUGCGAAGAUUAUUACCUGUAGAAAGUGAGACAGACGAUUUGCAAAAUCAUAUCAUUAUUUGUGGAUUUGGGCGAGUUGGGCAAAUCAUCGCACAACUUCUUUCUGAACAACUUAUUCCUUUUGUUGCACUAGACGUGAGAAGUGAUAGAGUGGCAAUUGGACGUGCCCUGGAUCUCCCUGUGUACUUUGGAGAUGCUGGUAGUCGAGAGGUCCUACAUAAGGUUGGAGCUGAAAGGGCAAGUGCCGCUGCAGUAACUCUAGAUUCACCUGGAGCUAAUUAUAGAACAGUUUGGGCUUUGAGCAAAUACUUCCCAAACGUCAAAACUUUUGUUCGCGCUCACGAUGUUGAUCAUGGAUUGAAUUUGGAAAAGGCUGGAGCUACCGCAGUUGUUCCAGAGACCUUGGAACCAAGCCUUCAACUAGCUGCUGCAGUUCUUGCUCAGGCUAAACUUCCUACAUCAGAGAUUGCAGCAACCAUAAACGAAUUCAGAUCCCGCCAUUUGUCUGAGCUCACUGAAGUACGUGUUUCUUUUAAUGAAUAUCUAUUGACUUUGCAUUAUCGCAUGCUAAUUUGUUGGGAUAAACUUAAAU